AUUGCAGGAGUGCCAGAGCUCGCCAGCCGAGGCAGCACGGCUCCGCGGACUUUUUUUCAAACUCCCAUCAAUGAGACUUCGAGGAGGAGCGGGAGGCGGCGGCGGCGGCGGCGGACACGCAGGAAGACGAGGAGGAGCCGGGGGAGCCAGAGGAGCCGCAGGAAGGAGCGCGGGCCGCGCGGCGCGCGGAAGACUAGGGGAGCUGCCGGCUCGCCGGCGGUAGGGGCUGCUGGCCCCCCGCCCGCCUCUCGGUCCCCUCUCCUGACUGGCCCUCCCCGCCUCAGCCGGACUGAGUCCCGGCACACGGCAGCCCGCGGCGGGUCGCCGCGCCAGCGAAGUUGGGAUGGGGGCCCGAAACCACCGCCCGGCGCCCCGGAGGCCACCUGCGUGCUAAAGGCAAACUUUUGUCUCCCUCGGGCUGUCACCCAGGACUAUGAGCAGCUAAGAUGGAGACGUCGGCCUCAGUCAUUGCCACGGAGAAGAAGGACGCCAAAAGUGGGAGCCUGGAGGGUGCCGCUUUCCCAGACCCGGGCAGGAAGGCUUCUGCUCUGGCAGUGGCCGCGGCCGCGGCGGUAGCUGCCCACGGAGUGCCGCAGCACCUCUUGCCACCGCUUCAUGCUCCCUUACCGAUUGACAUGAGACACCAGGAGGGAAGGUACCAUUAUGAGCCCCACUCUGCCCACGGCGUGCACGGGCCUCCUGCCCUAAGCGGCAGCCCUGUUAUCUCCGACAUUUCGUUGAUCCGGCUUUCCCCACACCCUGCCGGCCCUGGGGAGUCCCCCUUCAACGCCCCCCACCCAUACGUGAGCCCUCACAUGGAGCAUUACCUCCGUGCCGUGCACAGCAGCCCCACACUCCCCGCGAUCUCUGCAGCCCGGGGUCUGAGCCCCGCUGACGUGGCUCACGAGCACCUCAAGGAGAGAGGGCUGUUUGGCCUCCCCGCACCAGGCAGCAACCCCUCAGACUAUUACCAUCAGAUGACCCUCAUGGCAGGCCACCCUGCACCCUACGGGGACCUGCUGAUGCAGAGUGGGGGUGCCGCCAGUGCACCCCAUCUCCACGACUACCUCAAUCCAGUGGAUGUGUCGCGUUUCUCCAGCCCGCGGGUGACGCCGCGCCUGAGCCGCAAGCGGGCGCUGUCCAUCUCCCCGCUCUCUGAUGCCAGCCUGGACCUGCAGCGGAUGAUCCGGACCUCCCCCAACUCGCUGGUGGCCUACAUCAACAACUCCCGGAGCAGCUCUGCAGCCAGCGGCUCCUACGGGCACCUGUCGGCAGGCACCCUCAGCCCUGCUUUUACUUUUCCCCAUCCCAUCAACCCAGUGGCCUACCAGCAGAUCCUGAGCCAGCAGAGGGGCCUGGGAUCUGCCUUCGGACACACUCCACCCUUGAUCCAGCCCUCGCCCACCUUCCUGGCCCAGCAGCCCAUGCCCCUCACCUCUAUCAACGCCACGCCCACCCAGCUCAGCAGCAGCAGCAACUGUCUGAGCAAUGCCACCCAGAACAAGCCGAGCAGCGAGUCGGCUGUGAGCAGCACGGUCAACCCCAUCGUCAUUCAUAAGCGCAGCAAGGUCAAGACAGAGGCCGAGGGCCUGCGGCCAGCCUCCCCACUGACCCUGACGCAGGAGCAGCUAGCUGACCUCAAGGAAGACCUGGACAGGGAUGACUGCAAGCAGGAGGCCGAGGUGAUCAUCUAUGAGACCAACUGCCACUGGGAGGACUGCACCAAGGAGUACGACACGCAGGAACAGCUGGUGCAUCACAUCAACAACGAGCACAUCCACGGCGAGAAGAAGGAGUUUGUGUGCCGCUGGCAGGCCUGCACCCGGGAGCAGAAGCCCUUCAAGGCGCAGUACAUGCUCGUCGUGCACAUGCGCAGACACACGGGCGAGAAGCCCCACAAGUGCACGUUCGAGGGAUGCUCAAAGGCCUACUCUCGCCUGGAGAACCUGAAGACACACCUGCGUUCCCACACUGGGGAGAAACCGUACGUGUGCGAGCAUGAGGGUUGCAAUAAGGCCUUCUCCAAUGCCUCCGACCGCGCCAAGCACCAGAACCGCACCCACUCCAACGAGAAACCCUAUAUCUGCAAGAUCCCAGGCUGUACCAAGCGAUACACGGACCCCAGCUCUCUCCGGAAGCACGUGAAAACGGUACAUGGCCCAGACGCUCAUGUCACCAAGAAGCAGCGCAACGAUGUGCACCUCCGUGCCCCCCUGCUCAAGGAGAACGGGGACAAUGAGGCCAGUGCUGAGCCCGGUGGCCGGGGCUCUGAGGAGAGUGCUGAGGCCAGCAGCACCAGCCAGGCCGUGGAGGACUGCCUACACAUCAAAGCCAUCAAGACCGAGAGCUCCGGGCUGUGUCAGUCCAGCCCCGGGGCCCAGUCAUCCUGCAGCAGUGAGCCCUCUCCCCUGGGCAGUGCCCCCAACAAUGACAGCGGCGUGGAGAUGCCAGGGACAGGGCCCGGGAGCCUGGGAGACCUGACAGCUCUGGAUGACACGCCCCCGGGGGCCGAUGCCUCAGCCCUGGCCGCUCCCUCUGCUGGUGGCUUGCAGCUGCGCAAACAUAUGACGGCCAUGCACCGGUUCGAGCAGCUCAAGAAGGAGAAGCUCAAGUCGCUCAAGGAUUCCUGCUCCUGGGCUGGGCCGGCUCCACACACCCGGAACACCAAGCUGCCUCCCCUCCCAGGAAAUGGCUCCAUCCUGGAAAACCUCAGCGGCGGCGGGCCAGCCGGGCUGCUGCCCAACCCACGUUUGUCGGAGCUGUCCGCGAGCGAGGUGACCAUGCUGAGCCACCUGCAGGAGCGCCGCGACAGCUCCACCAGCACAGUCAGCUCCGCCUACACCGUGAGCCGCCGCUCCUCCGGCAUCUCUCCCUACUUCUCCAGCCGCCGCUCCAGCGAGGCGUCGCCCCUAGGCGCCGGCCGCCCCCACAACGCCAGCUCGGCCGACUCCUACGACCCGAUCUCCACCGACGCGUCGCGGCGAUCGAGCGAGGCCAGCCAGUGCAGCGGCGUCGGGGGCGGCGGGGGCGCGGGGCCGCUCAGCCUCACUCCGGCGCAGCAGUACAGCCUGCGGGCCAAGUAUGCAGCGGCCACCGGCGGGCCGCCCCCGACCCCGCUGCCCGGCCUGGAGCGCGCGAGCCUGCGGACCAGGCUGGCGCCGCCCGCCCCCUGCCCGCGCCCGCUGGGGCCUCGGCGGGGCAGCGAUGGGCCCGCCCACGGCCACGCGGGGCCCGCGCCCGCCUUCCCCCACGAGGCGCCGGGCAGCGGGGCGCGGCGGGCCAGCGACCCAGUGAGACGGCCCGACACCCUGGCCGCGCCGCGGGUGCAGCGCUUCCACAGCGCGCAUGAUGUGAACCCGGCCCCGCUGCCGCCCUGCGCCAACCGGCGAAGCCUCCGCCUGUCAGGCCCCACGAACGCCGAUGGCGGCCUAGUCCGCAGCGCCUACUCGCCCCGUCCGCCCAGCAUCAGCGAGCACGUGACUAUGGAGGCCUUAGUUGCGGGCGCGGACAGCGCAGGGCCCGACAUGGGCCUCGUGCUGCCCGAGGACGACCUUGUGCUGCCCGACGACGUGGUGCAGUACAUCAAGGCGCACGCCAGUGGGGCCCUGGACGACAGCCCCCCGCAGGCCUACCCCCCCGAAAGCACCUGCUUCUCCGAGAACCCCAAACUGCCCAGCCCGGGGCUGCAUGGCCCGCGCAGGAUGGUGGCCGCCGACUCCAACGUGGGCCCCUCCGUCCCGGGGCUGGGAGGCUGCCAGCUGGGCUACGGGGCCCCCUCCAGCCUGAACAAAAACAGCAUGCCUGUGCAGUGGAAUGAGGUGAGCUCCGGCACCGUGGACACGCUGGCCAGCCAGGGGAAGCCUUCGCCCUUCCCGCAGGGCAACCUGGCUGUGGUGCAGCAGAAGCCAGCCUUCGGCCAGUACACAGGCUAUGGUCCUCAAGGUCUGCCCCUGAGCCCGGGGCCCCUGGACAGUGCGCAGACACACUUCCAGCCCUGCGGGGGCGGCCCCUCUGUGCCUCGGAUAAAUUAUAUGUGGCAGCCAGGGACAGGUGGUCCGUGUCCCAAUAUGACCACCACCGGGAGCCCCCACACCAACUAUGGCCAAGCCCACCCCCAGCUGAGCCCCAGUACCAUGGGUGGGGCCCUGAACCCAUACCCCCCAUCCUGCAGCAACACGGUGGCCAAGCCAGUCCACCUGGGGCUCCCCCAGCAAAUGGAAGUUGCUCCCGAAGCUGCCAUGAUGGGCAGCAACCGCAGGGAACUUGGAAUCACCAAUUCCAACCUGACCGGGAUGCCACCCCUUCACUCAACCCAGAGCUACCCACAGCAGAGCCAUCACCUGGCAACUCCCAUGAGCCAGGAGGGCUACCGCCAGGGCUCCCACCUUCUGCCUUCCCAGCAACCCGGCUUCAUGGAGCCCCAGCAGGGUGCUGUCGGGGUGGCCGGAUCCAGCUUUGGCCUAGUGCAACCCCGGCCACCCGCUGAGCCCAGCCCUGCCGGCUGCCACCGUGGGGUGCGGGCUGGGCUGCAGCUGGCCUAUGCCAGAGCCACCAGCCAUGCCAUGGCCACUGUGUCAGCCAACCAGGAGAUGGUCGAUGUGCCCAAAGGAGCGAUGGGCAACGUGGUGUCCGGGCCUCCUCAGCCAGCCCCACAGGACGUGACCGGGACCCAGGAUCACAGCAUGCUCUAUUACUAUGGCCAGAUCCACAUGUACGAACAGAACGGAGGCCUGGAGAACCAUGUGGGUUGCCAGGUUGUACGGCCCCAGCCACCGCAGCCACAGGCUUGCCCAGACAGCAUCCAGCCCCAGCCCUUGCCCUCGCCAGGGGUCAACCAGGUGUCCAGCACAGUGGACUCCCAGCUCCUGGAGGCGCCCCAGAUUGAUUUCGAUGCCAUCAUGGAUGAUGGCGAUCACUCAAGUCUGCUUUCAGGCGCCCUGAGUCCCAGCCUCCUCCACAGCCUCUCCCAGAACUCCUCCUGCCUCACCACCCCCCGGAACUCCCUGACUCUCCCUUCCAUCCCCACGGGCAUCAGCAACAUGGCUGUUGGGGACAUGAGCUCCAUGCUCACCAGCCUGGCCGAGGAGAGCAAAUUCCUGAACAUGAUGACCUAAGGUCCCAGCCCUGGGCGCUCAGCAGACUCGGAGGAGCCGUCACUUCCCAGAGCGUGGGGCUCUUGUCGAUUUUGUGUUUUUCCAAAAAAAGUAUUAAAUAGGUCUGAGGGAGUAUUGCCAAUGGCCGGUUCAGACCACAGUGGCUUUAAGGGCAGGUUUGUGUGUAUCCUGUCUGAUUUUCUUUGGGGUUAUUUUUCAGAACACUGCGAAAAGUCUCAAUGAGAAAGGCAAGGUAGAAAUGAAAAACUUGUUGGCACUGUGCUUCCCAGCCUUUGGUGUUUAUGGGACCAAAUUGUUCUGGCGUCUUUUCCUCUGUCAUUUGGCUAAUGAGGGAUUCCAUUGGCUGAGGGCUUUCCAAGUACAUGAGGGAAGAGGGUAGAGGGAACCACAUUUGGGUUUGAAUCUGAAAGCCAUACUGGAUAUUUGGAUCCAGGAAGAUGAGCUUCUCACUCUCAUACGGGCGAUGCAGAAGAAUUCUAUGAAGCUUACUUCUUGAGGCCUCUAACAUCCCCCGUGCUGCAGAGGAAGAAAAAAAGAUCUUUACCUGGAUUUGGAAGUACAUCCUGAUUCCAGGUUUGGUAGAGCGGGCACGUCUGCCCCACCCCCCAAAUCCAAGUUUGUGACUGGCAGACUGUCCAAGUGCAUACAAAUGAAUGAAGUAUGGAAGGAUUUCCAGAGAAGAGAAAGAAAAAUUGUAGUCCUUGGGGCAAGCCCAGGAGCUGUCCCGGCUUCUCCACACCAUGUUUGCAGUGUUCAUGCAUGUCGAAUGUAUCCCUUCCUGGAAAGAACACUUACUUCUAAAUACCUCGGGGCUGCUGGAGCUGCUUUGGGUUAAGGAUGGACCCAGGUGAGCCAAAGCCUGGCAUGGGGCCUCGAGAAAGAGGGAGAACGCCAGGGGCCCAGCCUCAGGCCACCCUGAAGCUCCCUCAUAAAAAAAGGAAGUCGUAUGUUUACCCAAUCCUGUUUCUCCAAUGCACUGUCCACCCACCUUACCACGGAAAAGCCCAGGACUUGACAGCAGCCUCUGCCCAGGCUCCCAAGCUGUGUUGUCCGCUCACCUGCAGCCCAGUGGUCUGUGCCGAGGCACAGUGUGCGGUCCCUGGAUCUUCUAGAUUUCCUUCCCUCCAUCCUCCUGCUCAUUUUGCAAAGUACGAUGACCUGCAUGGUGUUUUUGGUGGGGGUGGGAGGAUGACAGGGUUGAUUCUUGGGACCCUGAGGGACCAUCACUGAAUUUUCCUGUUCAGUGCAACCCAGCCCCACCUGGAAAUGGCAUUUGGAGCUGGCAUCAGAAGACAUCGUUCCUGAACGUACUGGAGGGUAACUUGAUGCCUCAUCCACACCACACACAUACACACACCGCACACCAUUCCCAUGUUGAAUUAGUGGCAACCUUGCUGAAACCAGCCGCACCACUAUGAGCCUGAUCCUGUGACCCUUGCCUCAACCGGGGCAGGACCAAAACCUUACUUGGGCAGUCCACAUUCCAGCACAUCGGAUGUUUUGUUAGGGUCCAUAAACCAAGCCAAUGCCAGAUAACAUCCCUGGGACCCCUCCAAGGGUCUGGGCUCAGUGACGGUGUUCACUCGUUCCCUGAGCUAAGAUUUUGCUAGCCCUUCCCAGCCUGUGUAUAGACUGUACAGAAGGCAUCAUCCCUGAAAAUACUGUAGGUGAAUCAGCAAGCCAAAUUUAUAUCUCCCAAAUAUUUAGCUUUUUCUACAUGCUAUGAAUUGAGAUGACACGCUCAACUUGUAAAUAAGUCUUUUUGUACAUUAAAAAAGUAAUUUUUUCAUAAU
Messenger RNA from Mustela lutreola (European mink), 6907 nucleotides. RefSeq names its product GLI family zinc finger 2 (gene GLI2). Gene Ontology annotation, cellular component: nucleus. The record is from RefSeq and is a predicted model, not a curated record. Lineage: Eukaryota; Metazoa; Chordata; Mammalia; Carnivora; Mustelidae. Gene Ontology annotation, biological process: smoothened signaling pathway; regulation of transcription by RNA polymerase II. The transcript is spliced from 14 exons. The coding region runs from base 447 to 5114 and encodes 1555 amino acids. Gene Ontology annotation, molecular function: RNA polymerase II cis-regulatory region sequence-specific DNA binding; DNA-binding transcription factor activity, RNA polymerase II-specific.